Messenger RNA from Racocetra persica, 322 nucleotides. Lineage: Eukaryota; Fungi; Glomeromycota; Glomeromycetes; Diversisporales; Gigasporaceae. The record is from the annotation of a GenBank genome assembly.
AGCUUCAACUACAAACUGUCCUGAUUUUUAUGAAUAUAAUAAUUCGACUAAUCUGCUAAAUGUAAUAUUUACACCUGGUUCGCUCAUUACUGGAGUAGAUAAUCAGUAUAAUAUUUCCGGGACUGUAGAUAUAGAAGUCGACGAUGCCGAACUUUCGUUUAAUCAAGCUUACUACAGUGAAGAGCAUAGUGUUUGGGUGCUCGGCGGAAUAGUCGAUACAACUAUCCUUUAUAAUAUCGCCGGUUGUCCAAUUUUUCCUGGAACUAUCAUCAAUGCAAAUAAAUCUCUUCAAUUUCCAACCAUUGCAGAAGGAAUAUUUUAG